AAAGAAAGGCGCGAAGGUAGCCGCGCGGCAGCGCUCGCGGACGGCAGCUGCGAACUCAUUUGGCGAUGCUUUGGUCCGGAGAAGAAGCGGUUUUCUCGAAGUUUGUUCGGAGAAAAGUGUCCGCGUCGGUGUUCAAACUGCGUGUCGCAUGCUUGGAGUUGGCCCCGCGAUGCUGCCGACAGUGAACGGGGCUCGAACCGUGUGAAAAAAGUGUGCUGCGGCCGCCGGCGACUGGUGGUCGCGCGCGCGUGUGACUCAUAACCGCCGACGCCGCGUCCCAUGUGAGAAACAGCCGUGGUGGAUGUUUUCAUGGCGAGAGUCUCCGAGUGUACCGUCAACCGCGGGACCGGCCUGACUGGUGCCAUAAUGUGGCUGACGAUGUGCUUCGUGUUCACCGUGGCUACACUUCAAACAGCGACAGCAAAAAAGCCGGUGAUCGUGGAGGGCCCAAGGAACCGGACAGUCGUGCUUGGUUCCAGCGUCAUGCUGCCCUGUCUGGUGGAGCCCCCGCCUUCGUCUAGCGGUGGCACCGCCGGCGCCACGAGCGUGCUGUGGUUGCAGGACGGCCGCAGCCUCGCCAGUCAGGGUAGCUCCCCGUGGCGCCAACUGGACACCGGUGCCCUCCUCCUACACCGUGUGGAUGUGGCCGACGCCGGCGCGUACCGCUGCAACGCCAGGAAUGCCCACGGCGUCGCCUACUCCGAGACGGCGCAGCUUGUAGUUCACGUGCCGGCCAAGCUUGAAGGACCACCACGGACCACGCUCAACGCGUCAGCGGGGACCACAUUGGUUUUACGAUGCGACGCUGAGGGCGACCCGCCCCCUGUGAUAACGUGGUGGAAGGACGGCAAGAGGGUGUCGACGGCCGAGCACCCUCCGGGAACGUCGCAGUCCCAGCUGACCAUCAAUGCGACCUCCGCGAGUGCAUCGUACGUGUGCCGUGCGAGUAACGUCGUCGGGGAGAACCGCACCGAAGUGAGCGACGCCAGGGAGUUCGUCGUCCAGGUCGAGGGAUUCCAGCCAGCAUCGACCAGUACUGAGGCGACCGCCGAACCGAGCAGCGAUUCCUCGGCCAUGGUUCAGGCCGAGCAGUCGCGACCGGAGGACGACGAAGACGCCUCGUCGUCGUCCACGGGCUCGGCGUCGGAGGACGUGCCUCAGGGCUUCUGCUCGCCCUACACGGGCUCGGCCUGCCGGCGGUUCCUGGGCACCGGACUUGUGUACUACAACAUCAGCCAGGACGCGUCGCCCGUGGUUCUGAACGAGCAGCUGACGCAGCAGCUGUGGGACGAGCUCAUCUCCUCGCUGCUCGAGCCGUGCCGCUCGGCGGCCGAGGUCAUGAUCUGCCACUACGCCUUCCCGCAGUGCGAGUGGCGCGCCCGCCUCGCCAUCGCCAAGCCCCUCUGCCGAGAGGACUGCAUCGCCGUACGGGAGCUCUUCUGCUACAACGAGUGGGCCAUGAUCGAGGACAACAAGCAGCGCGGCAUUUUCUUCAAGUCUCGCGGCCAUUUCCGGUUGCCAGACUGCGACCUGUUACCCAGUUACAAGGACAACGGCCUGUGCUCACACGCCCAUCUCACGGACUUCAAGGAAGACGAGGUUACUGUGAACUGCAUCAAAGGCCGUGGUCGCUUUUACCAAGGAAAUGUCAAUGUGACCAAAUCUGGGAUUCCGUGUCAACGAUGGGACGUGCAGGAGCCCCAUCAUCACAACAGACCUCCAAUGGUGUUUCCUGAAGUGCUCAACUCGGACAACUACUGCCGGAAUGCUGGCGGCGAAGAGCCCAUGCCCUGGUGCUAUACGACAGACCCCAGGAAACGAUGGGAACACUGUUCUAUACCCCAGUGUGAGAACACAACCCUGGGCGACGUGUCGGGCCGCGACAUAUUGGACCUGUUCGAGCCGCCCGGGGAGCCGUCGUUUGCACCGGCGCUGGUUCUGCUCGUAUCCGCCGUGAGCCUAGCGGCGCUGGUGCUGCUGCUGUCGCUGGCGCUGGGCUGCCGCCGCCUGAGGCGCUACGGCGGAGGCCGCUCCCGCGGCGGCGGUUACAACGCCACACCGACGGCCGACGUGGAGAUCGACCUGGACAAGCUGCCCUCGAAUGCCUCCUACCACCACACCGCUGCCAGGCUCCACCCGCGACUGGAGAAGCUCGAGUACCCGCGAAACGACAUCAUCUACCUGAGAGACAUUGGGCAGGGGGCUUUCGGACGUGUCUUCCAGGCCAAGGCCCCCGGCCUCAUCAAAGGUGAUGACUUCACCACGGUGGCGGUCAAGAUGCUGAAGGAGGAAGCAUCCGAGGACCUCCAGAGCGACUUUGAGCGCGAGGCCUGUCUCAUGGCGGAGUUCGACCAUCCCAACAUCGUCAAGCUGCUGGGCGUAUGCGCCGUGGGCAGCCCCAUGUGCCUGCUCUUCGAGUUCAUGGGCAAGGGAGACCUGAACGAGUACCUCAGGUCCUGUUCCCCCUCAAACUACAUCGUCCGCAACCCGUCCGGAGGCUGCGGCGACAUGUUCAGCGACGUCCGGCUCAGCCACCUGGAGCUCGUCUCAAUUGCCCGCCAAGUUGCAGCCGGCAUGGUCUACUUGUCCGAGCGAAAGUUUGUCCACCGGGACCUGGCCACCCGAAACUGCCUCAUCAGCGACGACAUGGUCGUCAAGAUUGCCGACUUCGGUCUCUCGCAGAAGAUGUACGCGGCCGACUACUACCGUGGAAGCGAGCACGACGCUAUCCCAAUACGCUGGAUGCCUCUGGAGGCCAUUCUCUAUAACAAGUUCACCGUCGAGUCGGACGUGUGGGCAUUUGGCGUCGUGCUCUGGGAGAUCUUCUCUUUCGCUCUGCAGCCCUACUAUGGCAUGACGCACGAAGAGGUGGUGGCAUUCGUCAAAGAGGGAAACUGCCUCGGAUGCCCAGAGGGAGCUCCAGCGCCAGCUUACGCACUCAUGAGAGCCUGCUGGAGUCGCAAGCCUUCGGGCCGGCCGAGCUUCAAGACUAUCCACAGGGCGCUCGGGACGCUGCAUAACGAGCUAGUCAAGCACAGGGACAAAGAGAAUAUGGUCCACGUAUGAGGACGGGGACAUUCUUAACUUCUACGUGGUGUGACAACGAUGGCUUCAGAAGUCAUGUGCUUGACAAUGGGGGCCGCUUUUCGGGCUUCUCAGCAGUACAGCCUUUUGGGGUCAGCUCCGAGAGAGCGUGUUGGGUGAUCCAUCAACUGCAGCUUCUGGAGUGGCACGGCUUAUGUUCACAACUUUGUAAAGAUCAUCGAGUGCUAAAGUUAGCAAGGUGAAUUUGUUGGACGCUGAGCAUGGCCAUUAGUAUCUUUUGUGUCGCCUUUUGUUUUUGCCCACCACUUUUAGAUGUUCAAUUGUCAAUCUGAUUUUACAGCUUCUGCAGUUGAAUUGCAUACUGUGCAGUUAGCAUGGUUUGAAUUUCGGGUGUCCACAUAAUUCCAAGAAAAGAUUUUGAUUGACGCUGCCAAAAUUUAAUUCAGGAACCAUCACUGUGAGGCAUUUGAGGUGUGUAUGUGCAGCAUUGCCUCUCUUCUAAUCGGUGGCGUAGACAUAAGUUUUCUUCACAGAGGGGUCCGACCCCCCUCUGGAAAUGUUUACAUGUGUGCUUGUAUAUGCGCACAUACAUUACAAAUACAUAAUGUAAAAAAUUUGAGGGAGGAAGGAGUUUGAAACCCCAAACCUGCCCCCCUGGCUGUGCCACUGCUUCUAAUCUCUCAGUUCAGUAUAAACUUUCAGGGCACAAGUGAAAAGGUUGUUAUUGGAACCUGCCACUUCCAAUAAUAUUUGUGGUUUGUUGAGGCAAUCCAGAGGGUAACACAUACCAUAUCUUAGUGUGUAAGUCAUUAAUUGUAUGUCGUGUGUUACGAAAGACACGAAGAACCACUCACGGCUCUUCAAUAGCUUAGGGUUCAAAUGAAAAAUAGGUGUUCUAUGACUGUUUUAGGUUAACGAGGACAUUUUAAACCUUUCAUCAUCCACAACAACGCUAUAAAACACUUUGUGGUGAAAAUAUCACAAGUUAUGUAUGUAGAUCAUGUGAUCACAACCUAUGGAUUUCUUAGAUACAGAUGAGUGCACAUUAUUCUUCACAAAAGGCCAUUAAAAUUUUUCCUUGGCCCCAAGAAAGCUACUGAACCAGUUUGUCACAUCACGAAAGCUUAUUGUUAUACAGUUUUCCACGAGUCUAUUAAGAUGGCUUGUAAGAGAGGUGCAGAUUUAAGAGACAUUCCAUCACUUAGUAGUCUUCUUGUCAUUCAAUGCACAGACAUCUUUUUAAGUCAGGAAUUUUGUUUCACGUUAUCACGACAUUCUAAGGGGAGCUAUUAAUGUCACUGGGCCUUGUACAAAUCAUGUUUUCAUUGUUUUCUGCAAGCUUCAAAAUUUCCAACUGUCAGUUCUUCAGUUCUUGCAAAACCACCACAAUGUUUGGCAGAUGCAUAUUUUGAUGAAGCACACGCAGCAGUGUUUGUAAAUUACAGACCUUGGCCUGGCACCCUCACUUGUCACAUUGCUGUUAAUGAAAAUUUUCAGCGAUAGCUCUUACAGUAGAUUGAUAUCUCGUAAACUUGAGUGCAGCACUUUGUAUAGGCCUGUCUUCGCAACCGCUCACACUGUAGCUCCAGGCUAUGACAACAUAAACCACAUCGUAAAAUGUAGAACUUAUGUUCACAAUUUGUAGAGCCUUCUGUGUCACCUCUAAUGGCACAAGAAAUACUAGUUUAAGUAUAGAUUGCAAGCUGGUCUGCAGCUUUUCAGCACAUUUUUCCAGAUAUGCGUGCUAGAUAGCACUACUACAGCAUGAUCUUACUUUUUUCCAUUCUGUUAACACAAAUAUUACCUUAGUUAACUUUUGCUUUACUAUACAUUAUCUGUUGGUCAGUAGCUGUUCUUAAGCGAGGCAGCAUGAAGAAAGUGCAUGGACAUGCUGUACAAUUUAAAGGUUUAUUUAAAUUCCCUUGGCUACAUAAAUGCGGAGAGAGUUGAACAUUUUUGCAGGCCGUUAUAGUUCAGUAGCAUAGGUUUUUGUUUGCAUUUACAUAUCCAAAAUAUCUUUUUCUUCAGUUCAUUGCUUAGAGAGGGCCAGGAGCAGUAGACCAAGAUUCGACCCGUAUUUGUAUCUCUAGCACACCAUUACUGCAGGCAUCACCGUAAUUGCUCGAAUAAAAUAUGUUGCUGUGGUGAUAUGAUCAAAACGGUUUUCCUUAACAUUUUCAUACUCAUGCUUUUCAACGCUGACUUGUAGUGGGGCUCAGAUUGCUGAAAGUCGUUUCUAUGUAAUUGGCAUCAAUCGGAAUGCACUAGUGCGAGUGCACAGUUUCAUGCCACUGGAAACAGCAAAGAGUAUUUUCUUUUUUUACUCAAGGCUAGCUUAUCCGCAGAGAUGCGAUGUUCUACACUCUUAAAAGUUAUCGCCACAUCUACCAAGGCAUACUCUGCUUCACUGUGGAGAAAAGUACUUGUAAGGCUGGACACUCUCUUGGGUUUUAUCCAUUUGCUUGUACGGACAGGCCACUAACUAUGAGCGCAUUUGCAUACAUUCCAACUGAUCAGUGCACACUGCUAUGGGCAAACUGUACUCCGAGAGAGCAGGGACCAAGUGCCUGAUCCCAUCUAUCAAUACAUAACUCUUGUUGUCCUGUGAAGAUUGUAACGAGGGCUUCCGGAAUGGAGCUUUUUUACACGAGUGACCAUUUUAAUGUAGCCGGAACAUUGUCUUUCGUUAUGUCAACGAGUACUUUUAAGGCUUCUUUGAUGCCGUGACAAUUCUCUUAAAUAUGGGGACACCAUAUACAGUUGACGUGCUCCAUUAUUGUUUUUGUUAUUGCUUGGAAAAACUUUAUGUUCGUGUGUUUUACAUUUAUACUCGUUUGUUUCUCUUUUGACUCAUGCCUUUUACUCAUGAGUUGAGUUUUUUUAAUAUCUUUUACUUGCUAAAGAAAAAUCGUGUGUAGCGACAGCAGCCGGGCCGGCCGCUUUGUACCGUGUGAAUGGCACGCGUGUAGAAAAUGUUUUCAAGAAUGGCAGGAGUCGUCGAGCUUUUCUCGUAUGGAGGCAACAACUGUGGACGAAGUCAUCGGCCUAAAAAAGCCUUAUGAAACCCUUGCGGGAGCAUUUCGAAGAUCGUGUAAAUAGUGUAUGCCGAGAUUUUUUGCAGUGCAUUUGUGUGAAGCGCUUGUUACCGAGCUACUCUGACAACCAGAUCCUCAAAAACUUCCGAUAUGUGGGAGGAAGUUCGAAAGACAAGCAUUGCAUGAGCGAUAUACUGUUGACUGUGCUCAGCUUACUAUGAUCUUUUGAAGGUUGAAUCUAGAGUACUCCAACUGUUCGUAUGAAAUGCCAGAAAAUGUUCUGCAACAAUUUUGUUCUCACAUGGAAGUUUGGUGUGCUUAAAUGGUAAACUUUAUUCUGUAUUGUACAGACUCGGUAGGCCAAGAGAAUAAUUUCUCAAGGUACUGAAAUUUUGUUUCUGCAGGGUGAACCGUGUCUGCGAGCACUAUCUAUUUUCAAGUUUUGAAGUGCUGCUCAAUAUCUGUGCCCAAUAUAUCUUCUCCUAGUCAUCACAUGCUGCAAUGCUUAGGCACUACUGGUGAUGCCUUAGCUUGUUAUGUGGCAUUAUGUUCAAUCAAAAUCGAAAACACACAAAAAAAAUGAAGUUCCUAAAGUAUGAAAUUCGUUCAUCUCAUUUUAUUUUUACUUUGAAUUGCAACUCAAGCACCGACAAAUAUUUUCCGACACAAUGUCAACGUAAUCCCUACGCUUUUAGAUCCAACAGAGCUGAAGUUUUGAUUGAGAAAGAAACCAAAAUAUUUUGUACACACCUUACGCUGAAAUUGCUUGUCUACUAUAUUGAGUGUAUGCAUUUAAGUAAUCUUACCACUGUUGAUGUUUGGAAAAAGCAAUGCAGACAUAAACUGGACUAAAAGCUCAAUAUGUUCACCUUUUUGAUUUCAAUAUGUAAUCCUUAUCAAAAUGGCUGACUGGGCUAGCUGGUGAUUCAUUCUGCUUGCUUGAAAUACGAGCGCGUAACGUAGACGAGGACUUAAUAACACACGGACAAUGCACUUGUCCGUGUGUUAAGUCCUCGUCUACGUUACGGGCUCGUAUUUCAAGCAAGCAGUAAUCCUUAUGUUGAUUUUCAGCAGGAAACCUUUGUGUGUGACAUAUAGGGGCAAUUCUUUGUGCUGUUCAUUCUCUGGGUGCGCAAUUUUUUUUUUUCACAAAGGUGCACAGCGAUCACUUCGUUUUAUAUAUUGUCUACACGUUUGCACUUGCCAUACCAUGGCAACAUUAAGGUCUGCUGAUCACGUUAUGCGCCACGUACGAUGAGCAGAGCUGCUGUGUGCACGUGUGCAGUGUUUCGGGAGAGAGUGAGCUCUGCAGAUGCCAUGCUGAUGUUGUGUAUACGAAAUCCUGCAUGGUGGCACUGCACAUGAUGAAUAAGCAACUUUUUUCACAUGUGUGUAUGUACAGGAAAAAGUCACAGGCACUGCUCGUGACAGCAUAUUGUUUCUUUUACCUCGUCACUUGCAUGUAUGUCUGGAUGUACAUUUCGGGAAGUGGGAACACGUUGUGGCAUUUGUACAUAAAAGCACCAUGGUACUUCUAA
Rhipicephalus sanguineus (brown dog tick) is the source of this 7618-nucleotide messenger RNA. Its product is annotated as tyrosine-protein kinase transmembrane receptor Ror2. Gene Ontology annotation, cellular component: signaling receptor complex. NCBI's taxonomy places the organism in Eukaryota, Metazoa, Arthropoda, Arachnida, Ixodida, Ixodidae. Gene Ontology annotation, molecular function: transmembrane receptor protein tyrosine kinase activity; ATP binding; protein binding. Gene Ontology annotation, biological process: multicellular organism development; cell surface receptor protein tyrosine kinase signaling pathway; protein phosphorylation. The record is from RefSeq and is a predicted model, not a curated record. The transcript has 10 exons. The coding region runs from base 310 to 3066 and encodes 918 amino acids.